Messenger RNA from Cyphellophora attinorum, 1182 nucleotides. RefSeq lists its product as uncharacterized. The record is from RefSeq and is a predicted model, not a curated record. Lineage: Eukaryota; Fungi; Ascomycota; Eurotiomycetes; Chaetothyriales; Cyphellophoraceae. The coding region runs from base 1 to 1182 and encodes 393 amino acids. The transcript has a single exon.
AUGACAUCCAAACGCAAAGCAGAGAAUGCCCCGUCCAGUCCCUUCGUGGGCUCCAAGAGGCAGAAGCAUGGAAGUCCCAAUUCUCUAGCUCUGGCGCCCGAGCCCCAGCCAGCAUCCAUAUCUGUCGAACGUGCGGACUCCCCAGCCAUACUUCAAUCUGAGCCAGCGUCUACGUCAGUUCCACCAGCAGCCUCUCCAGCCAUACAUCGAUCUGAGCUUGCUACCACGGUCGUCGAGUCAGCGGCCUCCCCAGCCAGAUCACAAACCGUCAGGAUUGUCGAGUCCGAGCCCAUGCUCGAUACGCGACCGCGAGGUACACUGUCUUUGUAUGACACUUGUCUAGAACGCACCGCAAAUGUCAUGAUCAACGAGCCAGCUUCAUAUGACAUGAUCUCUACACUACCUACCACAAUCCAACAGGAUCUAUGGUCACUACUUCUGGACGAUCGACGCGAGCGACAGACGACGGGCAAAGUGAUUGAACAGAUAAAGGCAGCACUACCAUUGGCGGAUUGGGACAAGGCUACGAGAUACGAUGACAACGUCAACUUUAUCGAGGCCUACCCCCAGAGCUUCGAUGAAGCCGAGCGUGGCGAUGCGCCUUAUGAGACUAUGGUACGUCACUGGCGCCGCUUCUGGGACUCGGUCAAUAACCUCCAACGCGACUCAGUCUUCAAGGAUCCCGGCCGUGAUGUGCACUUGGUUGAGAACUCGCUGGAUUCCGUGGUAAGAUAUAGCAUCUGUGCGAGCAAGACCACGGCCGACUCGCGAGGACUACAACGGCCAUCAAACUGCUCACACAUCCAACACUUUCUUUUGCGAGACCUCACCUCGCCUGAGCUUUUGAAGGAGCGAAUGAAGGCCCUGGAAGAUCUGCCAGGCUGUGUCUAUGACAGUCAGGAGGUGCCUCCGGACGAGAAUGGUUUUGGUGAAAUCGGGGACAAUUUCGAUGAUUUGGAAUGCAGAGAUUUCAAAGUGAGCAUCAUGGAUGGGAUUUCGAUCAACUGCUACUUCACCGGCAACAUGUACUCUCGGCGAAAUGCAGAGGUUCAUCUCAAUGCGUUGCUCAGUCCGCUCGAGAUGGUCUACGGUCGGCCGUGGUACAAGCGAGCCUUGGAAGGGCGACAAUAUGCGUUUGUGGUCCGCUACGGCAAGUUGCUGGACGAUGCUGCUGUGUCUUGA